AUGUCCAACAAGAGUACCAAUCUCGCAGCUGUGCUGCCAUCCGCCGGCAGCAACUUGGCCAUCGAGGAGCGUGCCAUCCCGUCUCCCGGUCCUGACGAGGUGCUGGUGCGCAAUCACGCCAUCGCUGUCAACCCGAUCGACUGGAAGCGGCAGGUUAUGGGCUUAUAUAUCUCGUCGUAUCCCACGAUCCUCGGCCUGGAUGUCUCGGGUAUUGUCGAAGCAGUAGGGUCCGCCGUCACCCUGUUCAAGAAAGGCGAUCGUGUCCUCGGCCUCGCCCCCGUGACCGCCACCGGCAACCCAGACCACGCGGCAUUCCAGACCUACACGCUCGUGCAGGCCUCAGCCAUCGCCAAGCUGCCGGAUACGCUCACCUUCAAGCAGGCCGCCACGCUACCUGGGGCUAUCUCCACCGCAUCCGUCACGCUCUUCGACGUCUUGGGCUUGCCCCUGCCGCAGCAACAGUCGACCCCAACCCUCUCCACCACCGCCAGCCCGUCAACGGGCAUUCUGGUGUGGAGCGGCGCCUCCUCGGCCGGCAACGCCACGAUCCAGCUAGCCCGCCUGGCAGGGCUGAAAGUAUUUGCCAGCGCGAGCCCACGCCACCACGCGCUCGUGCGCUCGCUCGGCGCGACCGAGGUGGUGGACUACCGCUCGCCGACGGCCGUGGCCGACCUCGUGUCGGCCGCGCAGCGUGCCGGCGUGGCAAUCCGCUACGCGGUCGACUGUAUCUCCACCGAGGAGACCACCCCGCUCGUGCUCGACGUUCUGACCAAGUUCGGCGGGGCGAAGAAGCUAGCGCAUCUGUGGACUUGGCCCGAGCAGAUCGCCGUGCCGGACGGUGUGGAGGAGACCUUUGUGAACACGGUGGUCAUUUGGACGGAGAGGCGGGACUUGGCGGCUCGCGUGUUCAAUGAGUUGCUGCCGGUGUGGCUGAAAAAGGGAGAGGUUGUGCCGCAGACGGCUAGGGUUAUCGACGGCGGACUUGAGGGCUUGCAGACGGCGUUGGAGGAGCUGAGGAAAGGGUCGCGCUUCUCCAGGGCGGACCAGGAAAGCGUCAAUACGCUCCUCCAGGCUUAUACGGUCAAUGCUAUUAAGGAGGAGGGUAAUAAGAAGCCCUUCGUUGCUCGGGCACGUGGGCGGAGUGCGAUAGAAUAUAGGGAGCCUGGACCAAACUUACUGGAAAGAAAGAAGGUGGACUUCGCCCGGGAUCCAUCCGACCCCGUCUACGCCCUGCUGUUAGGCUUAAACGCGGCCACCCUGUCCCAGAAGGCCAUCACCGACCGGCUGACGCGUAUCGUCGUGUUUCUCUCCAGCGCCGCGGGCAUGUUGUACAAUGCGCUGUGGUACUUUCCGGUGCUAAUGGUCGCCGCCGGUCCAUCGUUCGGUAAAGAAGCUUGCCAACGCCAUCAAGGGCCUUCGACGUUCAUCGAAAGCUCAGCAAUCGCCUGA
Molecule: messenger RNA, 1449 nt
Organism: Chaetomium strumarium
Lineage: Eukaryota; Fungi; Ascomycota; Sordariomycetes; Sordariales; Chaetomiaceae
Exons: 7
Coding region: 1-1449 (482 amino acids)
Molecular function (GO): oxidoreductase activity, acting on NAD(P)H
Source: RefSeq, a predicted model, not a curated record